This is a messenger RNA of Exophiala xenobiotica, 1536 nucleotides long. RefSeq lists its product as uncharacterized. NCBI's taxonomy places the organism in Eukaryota, Fungi, Ascomycota, Eurotiomycetes, Chaetothyriales, Herpotrichiellaceae. The transcript is spliced from 4 exons. Gene Ontology annotation, molecular function: heme binding; iron ion binding; monooxygenase activity. The record is from RefSeq and is a predicted model, not a curated record. Bases 1 to 1536 code for a protein of 511 amino acids.
AUGGACAUGGAACUUUCCUGGAUCCUAUCACACCCCAUCGCAACGCUCCUCGUCGCGUACAUUUUCUACGUCCUCUGUCUAGUCAUCUACCGACUUCAUUUCCAUCCACUGGCCAAGUUCCCCGGACCCAAAUAUGCAGCUAUCAGCAGAUGGCAUGAAUUUUACUACGAGGUCGUGAAGAAGGGACAGUUCACGUUCAAAGUCCAGGAGUAUCACAAGAAAUAUGGUCCGAUUGUCCGCAUUGUACCAGAUGAACUCCACAUCCAAGAUUCGCAGUUCUAUGACGAUCUGUACACCAAAGCCGGGCGAGUUGACAAGUAUGAGUGGAUGGCAGGCCGAUUUGGGUGCGACACAUCUGUGUUCACCACUAGCCCUGAUGAGCUACAUCGUAUCCGUCGUGGUGCCCUGAACCCCUUGUUUUCUCGGGCUCGAAUAGUCGACUUGCAAACCAUCAUCCGCGAGAAAAUCAAUCUUCUCCUCGAGCGAAUUCGCGAGUUCCAGGCGGAAGGGAAGAUUCUACCCAUUAACCGCGCUUUCAUGGCACUGACGGGUGAUGUUGUGAUGGAGUAUUGCUUCUCGAUGACCUAUGAUCACUUGAGAAUGCCCAACUUUGAGAAGACGCUGCAUGAGCCAUUCAUGGCAGCGAGCAUAAGCGGCCAUUUAUCGCUACAAUGUCCAUGGGUGCCAAAAUUGCUGUUCAUGCUGCCCGAGAGCAUGCUUGUCAAGAUCGAGCCGCUCUACGCUCUCGUCUUCCGAAUGCAAGCUGACUUUCGCAAGCAAAUCAAUGCCAUGAAAGACGGCAAAAUGGACGACGUGCUCGAGAAGUCUAGCCAUCCGACCGUCCUCCAAGAACUCAUCUCCGGCAGCAUGCCAGCGUCGGAGAAGGAAACUCGACGCCUGCAAGACGAAGCCCAACUUGUUGUCGCCGCCGGUGUCACAACCACGGGGUGGGCUCUGAGCACCGCGACGUUCCAUUUGCUCAACAACCCUAAGACCCUAGCCAGACUUCGUGCAGAACUCGGGGCAGCCAUUCCCGACCCGAAAGCUACACUGUCCUGGACCGAGCUCGAAAAGCUGCCGUACCUGACGGGCUGCGUACGUGAAGCCGUCCGGAUGUCCUACGCGGUGACGACGCGUAACCCUCGCUUGUUCAGCAAACCGCUUAUUUACAAGGACUGGGUGAUUCCUCUACGCACGCCAGUGUCCAUGACUAUUGUCGAUAUAAACGACGACGAGGAUAUCUACCCCAACCCUCGCGAGUUCCAGCCCGACAGGUGGAUCAACCCGCCCAAGACGAAGGAUGGGAGUAGUUUGGAGAGGUACUUUGUCGGGUUUGGCAAGGGGAGCAGGAGCUGUCUGGGGAUCAACCUCGCUCACGCAGAGUUGUACAUGACUCUUGCAGCCGUCUUCCGCAAUUUCCAAUUCGAACUGUACGAGACCGACAUCACGGACGUCGAACUGGCACAUGAUUUUUUCUUGCCCAGUCCGAAGCUAAAUAGCAAAGGGGUCAGGGUCAAGGUGUUGAAGGAGGCAUGA